Molecule: messenger RNA, 5491 nt
Organism: Limulus polyphemus (Atlantic horseshoe crab)
Lineage: Eukaryota; Metazoa; Arthropoda; Merostomata; Xiphosura; Limulidae
Product: homer protein homolog 2-like
Exons: 7
Coding region: 1-1065 (354 amino acids)
Biological process (GO): G protein-coupled glutamate receptor signaling pathway; regulation of store-operated calcium entry
Cellular component (GO): plasma membrane; dendrite; cytoplasm
Molecular function (GO): G protein-coupled glutamate receptor binding
Source: RefSeq, a predicted model, not a curated record
AUGCUGGAAGCCAGCUGUGGUCAUAAGUGCGCAAUGAUUGGGAAAUAUCGGUUUUGUGAGCUUCAGAACUUUAUUGAGAAGUUCCAGGAAGUAAAGGAAGCAACGAGACAAGCAGCAGCUCAUCAGAAAUCCCACCAGGCUCAAGUCAAUGGUAGUAGCAUCACUCCAUCUACUUCUGGGAGUGGUUCCCCCAGCAGCACCAGGAGUCAAGCUAAACAACAACCAGCUCCUCCUGAGAAGAAACCAACUGAAGAACAGCCUGUAAAUAGUGUAACCAACCAAAUAGAUCAGAUUAGUCUCUCUUCAUCUUACUCUGCUAGCACACAGAAUGAGAUAAAUAGUCUCAAGUCUCCUCUUGUUCCUCAUCAGCGAAGUCAAAGCCUCUCUCGUCUCCAAUCUGGAAAGACUCCGGGCAGCCCAAAACAUCACCACUUGAAGGAGAAAUAUUCAGUUCCAAGUCUCCCACAAUCAGCUGUUGAAGCUCAACUGAAGUAUGAGAAUGAUCGAUUAAAAUUAGCAUUAGCACAGAGUUCGGCUAAUGCCAAGAAGUGGGAAAUUGAACUACAGACUCUAAAAAAUAAUAAUGUGCGGUUAGCUGGUGCACUGCAAGAAAGCACAACAAAUGUGGAAGAAUGGAAGAAACAGCUGCAAACUUUGAAAGAAGAGAAUGCCAAAAUGAAGACAAGGAUACUUGAAUUAGAAGCUGUAAGUGGAAACACAGAGGCUUUAACAGAGCUAACCCAAGAAGUCAUCAAUCUUCGAGCCAAAGGAGACUCCUUAGCUACAGAAAUCAAAAGAAAAGAUAAGGAAGUGAACUUUCUGAAGAAGAAAUUAGACGAACCUCAAGUACCAAAUGUGAAAGUUGAAGACAAACUAAAGGUCUUGCUUAUGGAAAAUGAAGGACUCAGAAUAAGCAUUGGCAAACUACAAGAACAAGUUGAUGCUGCUAAAGCCACCAAUUAUUCUAAGAGAGCAACACUGGAGCAACUGAAUCAGCGCCUUGCCCAGAAAAUCCAGGAAUUUCGGGAUAUCCAACAAGAACUGGCUAGUUUUAUUGACUCCUGAUACUUCAUCGUCAGCAUUCUAGUCCAGAAAUGUUUCCCAAUUAUGGUACCUUUUAUCAGUGGUACCCAUUUUUUUCUAUCUUUUUUUUUUGUUGUUGUUUUGUUUUGUUGUACUCAACCAACAGUGUUAUCACUGUUGGGUAAUGGAAAUGAGAUUACAACUUUUAUAAUUAUUGUUAUGAAAAAAGUGAAACUAAAGACGUUUAGCUAGAGAACCUUUUUCUUGGUUGUUAAAUAUGGUUCUGAUAGAAUAAUUUAUAUCUGAAACAAGUAGUCAUAAUUUCUAUUCAUAGAACUUUGUUUUUUAACAUACUUAAAUGUUUGUCCAUGACCUAGAAUUUUAUGAUUUUUCAAGCUAACAAUGACUAAUAUUUCAUCAAUAUUUUGAUGAGACAUAAAACUAGUAUUUAGUAUGGUAUGAAGAUUGCUGUAUGUUCAGCUUUGCAAAAGUUAGGAAUCAUAAUGAUUAGACCAUUGUUUGAGUCUGUUUUUUCUAAUGUUUAACUUAUGAGAGCUUUUAAUGGUUCAAUAUUAUUUUUGUUUUUCUGCAAACAAGUUUAGUUUUUUAUUUCUCCUACUUGUUUUGUAUUAACUAACUCCAUUUGUGGAUCAAUAUUAUAACCUGCUCAAACACAAAACCUCCAAGUUUUUUUAAAGAUAAAAUACUACUUCAUGAUGUAUAUGAUUAUUUCUAUAGAGUAACAUAUCAAAGUAGCACUUUCAUACCAAAAAAUUACCAUAUGUAAGAGUAACAUGUUAUCAAGAAUUUUACAGAGAGGUUGAUGAACUUAAAGAAGGUUUGGUUUGUUUCAGAUAGUUGCACAAAGUUACACAAAAGCAAUAGUUGUCCCUAAUUUUGAACUGAUAGUCUAGAGGAAAGGCUUCUAGUCAACAGUACCCACCACCAACUUUUGGGCUACUAAAAUUGAAUAGUUGGAUAUUACCAUCAUUCUUAUAAUGUACCCACAUUCCCAAAUUUGCAGAGCACAUUUUUGUGGCAAGAGAACAUGGAUCAUGGACCCUCAGGUCUACAGUGUGGACAAAUUAACCAGUACGUCAUGCCCAGCCUACAUAAAGAGGGAACAAACAAGCAGUAACAACCACUCUAUCACAAUGCAUGAAAAGGUUCAAACCCGUGAUUUUAUAUGAUAUGUGGUAAUUAUUUAUUUUACAAACUAAUGGCACUUAUUUCUGCUCUAAUUUAAUUCCAUUUCAAACACACUUAAAUAUAAAAAUACUCUGACCUGUUUUUUUAUUUUAUCUAUCUAAGUCAUUCAAAAAUAAUGUUACUUAAAGUUGUGAGAAAUGUGUAAAAUUACAGUUUUAUUCCAUUUUUACUGUUUAGUAUAUAUAGAGCAUGUAUAUUAUGCUUAUAUAUAGGUUUAAUCCUAUACGUAGAUCUAACAUAGAAAAAUAAUAGAACUGUUUUAUGAGUAAGUCAAAACAAAGGCUCUUUUAGAGCUAAUAGACACUUUACAUCUAUUGUAUGUAUGUGUGUGUGCAUGUAUGUAUCAGUUUCAAGUUUAUUCUUUUUCAUUGCGUGCAGUUGUACUUAGCUGAUUUGACAUUUUGUUUUUGUGUACCAAAUCUGUGGUUAUAUAGUUGCCUCAGACAUCAGUCUUCCAAGUUUAAAAAAAUGUGCUUUUAAAAUAGCAAUGCACAUAAAUUGAAUGACCCAAAAAAGUCAAAUGGUUUUCUAAGUAUAUUCAUAUCCCUAAAUGUAUUGGUAGUGGUUUCUUACAUCUCGUUUAUGCUAAAAUUACAGUAAUACAUAUGGAGAUAAUUUUAUCAACACUUUUUGUAUCCCUCACCUGUUGAAAAUGUUUCAUCCAUUACUAAUAUUUAAAUUCUCUUAGAUAAAGAACCAACAACGAAAAACAAAUGAGUUAGUGAAUUUUUAAUAAAAAUGUGUUAUAAAAUAUGUACUCAAGAAAAGAUAAGAAACUGGAAAUUGCAGAGGUUAAUGUAGUUAUACACGUUUAGCAUUUACAUGUCAAGGAUAUAUAUGUGUACUGAGAUGAAAUGAAACUUACUACAGACACAAGUAUGCAUGUAGUUAUACACGUUUAGCAUUUACAUGUCAAGGAUAUAUGUGUACUGUGAUGAAAUUAAACUUACUACACACACACACACAAGUGUGCAUGUAGUUAUACACGUUUAGCAUUUACAUGUCAAGGAUAUAUGUGUACUGUGAUGAAUGAAAGUUACUACACACACACAAGUAUGCAUGUAGUUAUACACGUUUAGCAUUUACAUGUCAAGGAUAUAUGUGUACUGUGAUGAAUGAAACUUACUACACACACACACACAAGUGUGCAUGUAGUUAUACACGUUUAGCAUUUACAUGUCAAGGAUAUACGUGUACUGUGAUGAAUGAAACUUACUACACACACAAGUAUGCAUGUAGUUAUACACGUUUAGCAUUUACAUGUCAAGGAUAUAUGUGUACUGUGAUGAAUGAAACUUACUACACACACAAGUAUGCCAAUUCUGGCUUGGAAUUCUUUGUAUAAUAUGAUACUAUUUGUUUGUAUACAACUUAACAACAGCACCAUAAUGAGCACAUUUUGUAUUUUUAGGCUUCAGCAAAUGUGGUAUGCUUCAAAAAUAUUUCUCACUAUCUUUAAUACUGUUUCAAUGGUUUCUGUUGGUGGUGGGUUCUUGUAGGUUAUUCAGUAGAAAAUAAUACAAAGUCCAAUCUGCUUAACGAUUUUUUUUAAAAACGUUUUAUAUCUUUUACUACAAAAUCUUAUGUUAGUUUAACUAACAUUCAUUAAUAGUUCUAAGUUCACAGAAGAUACUAAUACAACAAUUUCAUAUGCACUUACUUGCCUACCAUGCAAUGUUAAACCACCCUUUGGCCAAAUAACAAUACAAACCUAUAGAAAUAUCCAGUUUAAAAAUAUAGCCUACUACAGUGCAUCUAUCUGUGUCAUCCAUUUAAUGGAACAUCUAGAAACUAGGCAUAAUGAUCCACACUGUUUCUUAAUGGUCAGCUCUAUACAAAUUUAAAAUCUUAUAAAUGUGAAUACUAGCUAAUAUAGGUUGAAGUAUGAUGUUCAUAAUAAACAUAAUAAAAUCAUGAAACUAUAGAGUAUUGCCCACACAAUUACUCUUCAAUGUUCUGUUUAAGUUGAAGAGUUAGCAUGCAUCUGUGUGUGUGCUGGAUUUUCUAUGACAAAACUAUAUUUAAGGCUGGUAGCAUGGCACUGUUAUUAUGUGAAUAUUUCUUCUUGCUUUGAUUCUUUGAAAUAUGAGAUAGAAAUAUGCUAGAAAUUCUCAUAACCAGAAGAAUAUUACACCUUGCUUAAUAAUUUAGCCAGAAGAAUAUUACACCAUGCUUAGUAGUUUAACAAGAAUAAUAUUACACCAUGCUUAAUAGUUUAACCAGAAGAAUAUUACACCAUGCUUAAUAGUUUAACCAGAAGAAUAUUACACCAUGCUUAAUAGUUUAACCAGAAGAAUAUUACACCAUGCUUAAUAGUUUAACCGGAAGAAUAUUAUACCAUGCUUAAUAGUUUAACCAGAAGAAUAUUACACCAUGCUUAAUAGUUCACUUAUUAGGUACUACAUAUAGUGUCAGAAAUAACUUUUGAAAUAAUGGUCCAAAUUCUACAGUGCAAGUAUUAUGUUUAUACAUAUAAAAAAAGUAACAUCUUAGAAUAAUAUGAUCUUUGCAAAGAAUACUUACUUUGUUUAUAUCUAAAUCCAAAAAAAGAGAGUAUACACCAUAAACAAAAGACCAGUGAAAAGUUGAGUUUAAAAUCUGGAUAUAGGUUUUUAUGUUGCUAUGACAUACUGCUAUGGUAUUCACACGUGUGCCCCAUAGAAGGAAUAGUAUACAGCAAGGUCCUGAUAGAUUCAGGUUAUUAUAUCUAGUCUUGCUCAGACAUUUGCUGUGUAAGUGUCUGUAACUUUAAGAUGUGUAAGUAGCAGACGAUGACUGACAUGGUUAAAUGUUAGUCUUUGGUUGUGUUGAAACACACACUAUAUAUUGUAUUGUGGUUUGUAACUUGCAGGUUUUAAAUUGAAGUCUUUGUUUUUCUCCAUAAUAGACUAUUUGUAGAUUAAAGGUUUUCUUGUUAUUUGUUUUUAUAGUUGUAACUAAGAUGAGUUAGCUUUUUUUAUUGUUUUAGAAGUUCACUUGGAAAAAUUGUAUCCUCCCCUAAUGUCCAUAGUGCCCUCUAUGAUAAAUACUAGUAACUAAUUGAAAAUAAUAAUGGAAUAAGGCACUUGAUAGUAUUAUCCUGUAAUAAGCAUUGAUUUAAAUUUUCAAUAACCCCAUUUCUUGACAAAGUAAAUUUAUAAAUACAGAAUUAUUGAAACUGGAAAGUAUUUCAAUAGUUUUUAAUAGUGUUUAGUAAGUUGUGAUAAAACAUACAAGAUAUUAAAAACAUGGUAGUACCAAAAAACAUCUUUAAUACUGA